ACCAUCAACCGGGGAGCACGCAUGUUCCUCUCUAAGAGCGAUGGCCGCGCACGUGCGUGACCAAGAAUACCGAUUCGAAACCGACAAGUGGUUCCUGGACCCCUCGGAAGUCGAGUAUCGAACGAAUAAUCGCGUUUCGGGUGAAGCGCUUUUCAUUAAAAAGCAUCAUCAACAUAAUACGAGUGCGCCUGCUGUAAGUUAAAACUGCAACAUCGAGAAUUUUAAAGAAACGGACUCGUGAAUCGAGAGACACGAAAAAAAGUGAAGUUGCAAAGUUGCAAACUGUCUCACGAGGAAACGGCGAAUAAAUCAUCUGUGACAUAACAGAAACGCGAUGGCAAUAGAGUCACCGUAUAAAUUAUGGUAACGAGCCGCGUCGAGGAAUUCCAACUGGGAGCACGUGAGUGAUAAAAUAUUCAGACAGAAUUUUGUUAAAAAUGGAUUUCUGCAAGAGAUACAAAUUCCUGCGGAUUUUACCCACGAGACGUGUCGUGUGGUCCUGGAAAACGGAAAACGGUACCAGUAUCCGGUUCACCGAGAAAGAGACCAUGGAAGAAUGCCUCGUAGAACUCGUCAACAUCUGGAUUUCGGCGAUCACGAUUCUAAUUGCGUUGAUCAUCGUUCUGAAGUAUAAAUACAGUAAAGAACAGAAAGAAUGCAGAAGACUUCUGCCAUUUCACACAACUAGAACGCUGUUAUGUAUGACGAUAUUAGUGGUUCUUUUCUUGGAAUUAUGCGAGUCUUUCCUAACGUGGAUUUCUUGCUCUUCGAUCAUCACGAUAGUAGCUAUCCUUUACUGCUGGAUCCUGCAUCGAAACACCGAAGUUAAGGAUGGUUUUGGCGUUGCUUACACUACUGGAAUAUUCGCUGCGAUUGGUUUAUCACGAGCGUGGAAAUUCACGUAUCUUUAUAGAUAUGGUCUAUCCAUUUUACACGUUCGAUACACAACCACAGCGAUCACCGCUAUUUUCUGCUGUCUCUUUGCUAUUUUGGAUUCUUACACGUUGUAUCUUAUAACAAGAAGAAGGAGAAGAUACUUGAUCGAACGAGAGACACGAGGAAGAACCGUGUAUAAACACACGAAGGCACCAUUUUUCAACAAAAUCACUUUUCAGUGGAUGAUAGAUUUGUUAUCCAAAGGAUACAAGAGAUAUCUGGACAUUCACGAUCUUGGUCAACUUCCGGAGGAAGAGAGUACUAGGAAACAAUUUGGAAAAUUUCGAAAAGUAUACGAGGAGCAUAGGGAAAGAAACAAAAAAUUAUGUCUUUGGAAAUGUUUUUGGAAGAAGAUAUGGCAUCCCUUUGUCAUUGGAGGGUUGUUAAAGUUAUUGGGAGAUGCUGCAACCCUUGUGGGACCAUUGUCUAUUUCUAAAAUCCUGAAUUAUGUUUCUGCCUCUCAAAAUAGAACAAUAACUUCUCAAUAUUCUAUGGUUGUCAUGACAUUUCCAGAAAUCUUAGAAAAUGGCUAUUUUUUGGGCUUAUUGGUAUUGUUCUUUUCUUUAUUACAAGGGACUCUAAGCCAAGCUUCCACUCAUAUUCUCUGCGUUGAAGGAAUUCGCUUGAAAACUGCUCUUCAGGCACUGUUAUACGAUAAAGCUUUGCGUUUGUAUUCUUGGAGCAUUGACGAAGAAGAUAACUUGCCAGACAAGGAGAAAGAACAGAAUAAACUCCAGCAAUCUGCUGACAUUGGAACUUUGACUAAUCUGAUAUCAGAAGAUGUCUAUAAUGUGAUGAGUUUUUUAUGGAUUGGACAUUAUACAUGGGCCAUUCCAUUAAAGAUUACUGCUAUUAUUUUUCUUCUUUACACAAAAUUGGGCGUCAGUGCAAUCAUUGGAGCAGUUUGUUGCAUAUUAAUAAUGACACCCUUACAAUUGAUACUUGGUAAAAAGAUGUCGGAAAAUUCUAAAUUGAUUACUAAAAACAGUGAUACUAGAUUACGUUUAAUCAAUGAAAUCUUCCAAGGAAUGAGAUUGGUGAAACUCAGAGCUUGGGAAAAUAUUUUUGAAGAAAAAAUAAAGAAAACGAGAGACGAUGAGCUGAAGAUGUUGGACAAAGACUCUUUCUACUGGACUCUUAUUAACUUCCUCAUCCAUGCUUCUUCAGUUCUGAUGACACUUUUCACUUUUGCCGCUUAUUUCUGGCUAGAAGAUCAAACUCUUGAUGCAGGAAAGGUUUUUGCAAGCUUAGCAUUAGUCUCACAAUUGACUGUUCCUCUUCUCAUCUUUCCAGUCAUGAUCCCUAUCAUUAUCAAUGCUAUGAUUUCCACGAAAAGAAUGGAGGAAUUUCUUCAACUUCCAGAAAUUGACAAUGUCUUGCCCGAUUUUGUUGAUAGAAAGUCAGAAAUUGCUGAGAGUAUACCGUCACAAACUAAUUCCAUCGACGAAUCCAUUGUGGAAAUAACAAAGACGCUCAAUACUCCUACAUUUGGAUCAUUGGAUAACAUAAAAGAAGAUGAGGAGAAUAAACAAUCGUGUGGCUUGAAAGAUUAUCAGUUGAAUAUAAAUUCUUCUAUAGAUACAGUUUUUGAAAAAGACCCGGAAAUGCCAAUACUCACAAUGAAAGGUUGCAAAUUUUCCUGGGGUACAGAGGAAAGUCUGUUGUCCAUCGAUGAUCUUAGCUUUCCAUGUGGUCAGUUAACUUUAAUCGUUGGUAAAACGGGAAGUGGAAAAACUUCUUUGCUGCUAGGAAUGUUGGGAGAAAUCCAAAGAACAUCAGGAUCCAUUGAAUGGGCUAAGGAUUUCAAAAUCGCAUACGUGGCACAGAAACCUUGGCUUCAAAACGCAACUUUGAGAGACAACAUUCUUUUUGGAUCGCCGUACAAAAUGAAAAAAUAUAAAAACGUGUUGAAGGCUUGUGCCCUUCAACCGGAUGUCGAUAUACUUCCCGGCCAUGAUUUUACGCGAAUUGGUGAAAAGGGGAUAAACUUAAGUGGAGGUCAAAAACAAAGAGUGACUAUAGCCAGAGCGUUUUACAGCGACGCAGAUAUUAUUAUAAUGGAUGAUCCAUUAUCUGCACUGGAUCAUCAAGUUGGACAACAGAUCUUCGAUCAAGGUAUUCGAAAACUAUUACUCAGAAGCGGGCGCACUGUGAUCAUGGUUACUCAUCGACUGGAAUUUUUAUCCAUUGCUCAUCAAGUUGUCGUCAUGGAUGGAUGUCGGAUCCGAACAAUAGGAACGAAAUCAGCGAUCGAGGAUUUUGAUCCAGAAUUAGCAAUUGAAUGGAGGAAAAUGGAAACGAAAGAAGAGGAUGGAUAUCGUCGUGUUUAUAGAACUGCAAAAGAUAGAUGGUCUUUAAUUAAAUUGGUAUCCAGAAUCGGUAACAAUGCGAAGAAUAAACUUAGGGAUAAAUCAUGGAUCACUGAUCAAGAUGCUCAUGUGAACUCAGGAUUCGUACCAUUGAGAAUGAGAAGAACUACUCUUUCCGGGUCAAGAUACUUGGCUCAUGAUUUAACAGAUCUUCCAGUAUCUACAGAAGAAUGGAAUGUCGAGAAAAAGCGAUUCAAACAGCACCGAAAUGCUGUUAGAUCGACCAGUCUUCAACCUGAAAGACAACCACCUCCUGUUCUACGACAAAAUAGCACUCCGACAAUUCUCGAGAGUCAAUAUAUUGUGCCCAGGAAAAGAAAUAAUACUUUUGAUAAUGGACAACGUAACAAUGUUUUCAGACAAAUAUUUUCUAGUGGAAUAAUUAGCCCACAUCCUGAUGAAAUAACAUUGAACAGAGACAAAAGCGUUCUACGAAAAUUGAUACCAUCUAAUUCUAACAGACAAAUACAAUACAAUGUUAAAAAAACUUGUCAUGAUCAAGAAAAUGAACAUUUUCCUGUGAAACGAUUGUUAUCAAUAGAAUCAAAAGGAAUUAAAGAAUCUACUGACAGUGAAGAAAAAGACUAUGAUACAAAGAAAUUAAAAGAACAGUUUCAAUGCCAGAAAGAUAGCAGAAUAAUUACUAGAACAAUCUUUUAUGAUUACAUAAAGGCUGGAGGAUGGAUACCAAGUUUAAUUUAUAUAACAAUAGCGAUUUUCUGUCAGAUUCUUCGUGUUUUCAUCGACUUCUGGUUAAGUCAAUGGACAGACGAAGAUUUCGUUCAAGAAAAUCAUGAUACGGUCUUUUAUUUUAAAGUUUACAUCAUUCUUUCCAUUAUUUUUAUAUUAUUCUCUAUCAUAUGCAAUGCAACUGGUCAAUGGACAGGUGCAAGAGCAAGAAGAAAAUUGCACGAGGAAGCCAUAUCCAGACUUCUAAGAGUGCCAAUGUCGUUUUUCGAUUCCAAUCCAGUGGGAAAAAUUUUAAACAGAUUUAGCACCGAUAUAGGCGUCAUUGAUAAGAAAAUAUCCAUGUCGAUCCAACGACUGAUGUUCUUCGUUCUUCUCUGCGGUUCAGCGAUGAUUGUGAAUGUUAUUAUCUCACCAUGGUUCCUCAUUUUCGCUAUACCUAUAUGCACAGUUUACUACCUGGUUCAAAAAUUUUACAGGCGUAGUGCCAAACAUUUACAAAGAUUAGACGGCAGUACCAGAUGGCCGAUCACUACUCACUUUUCUGAAACGCUUUGCGGAUUAGCAACGAUAAGAGCUUCAAAGCAAGAGAAUCGCUUCAUGGAGGAGGCUAUAAAGCGUCUGGACAUCAACACAAACGCGUUCCUCCUUCUAAAUUCCAGCAGUCGAUGGUUAGGCAUCGUUCUGGUAAGAGAAUUUUUAAAACUUUUCCAUUCUGCCCGAUCUAUCUUCACCAUGAACACUUUCCAGGAUUAUCUAGGUGCUAUAAUAGUGAGCUCUGCGAUAUUUGUAAUGUUAAUUUCCGCUAAAUUGUAUCCACAUAUCACGCCUGCUCUGGUUGGCCUGGCGAUUAAUUACACCCUACUAGUGCCAAUUUAUUUAAAUUGGGUGGUAAAAUUUAUCGCGGAGACAGAGAUAUAUUUUGGUAGUGUUGCUCGAAUCUCCACUUACAGAUAUGCCCCUGUGGAAAAUUAUCAAGAUGGCUUUUACAUAUCGAAAAAUUGGCCCAACAAAGGUGAAAUUAUUUUUGAAAAUGUUUCUCUGAGAUACGCUUCUCAAAAUCAACCAGUGAUCUCGAAUUUUUCUUUGAGGAUUUCAGCUGGUCAAAAAAUUGGAAUUUGCGGGAGAACCGGAAGCGGGAAAUCCUCCACAGUGAUGGCACUGUUUCGAUUGCUAGAUAUCACUCAGGGUCGUGUAUUAAUCGAUGGAAUAGACGUCCGACGAAUUCCUUUGAAAAUCCUUCGCUCGAGACUUUCAGUAAUUCCUCAGGAUGUAAUCAUGUUUAGUGGAACCAUUAGAGAAAAUUUGGAUCCUCUGUCGGAAUACGAAGAUCAAGAACUAUGGAACGUGUUGGAAAUAGCACAGAUCAAAAAUGUUGUAGCUUCACAUCCCGAAGGUCUUAAUUUCGAGGUAAAAGAAGGAGGCGAGAAUUUCUCUUCCGGUCAAUUGCAACUGCUCUGUAUGGCGCGGGCGAUACUCCGGAAGUCCUCGAUCGUCGUGUUCGAUGAAGCAACCAGUGCGCUCGACGCCUCCACGGAAAAGAGCCUCUUGAAAGCAAUUUCAACCGAUUUCGAGAACAAAACAGUGAUCGUUAUCGCGCAUCGUGUGUCCGCUUUACUCGAUUGCGAUCGGGUAAUCGUGCUCCACGAUGGAAAGAUCGUCGAAGAUGGAUCACCGAUGGAUCUGACACGACAACAAGAUAGUUUCUUCGCGAAUAUGUUAAAAUCCAACGAGGAGAAUGAAACGAAUGAUUGUUGAGAGAAUACAGAUGAACAUAAAAAAUAAUAAGAUGAAUUCGAUUAAAAAACUGCAACACAAAAGUAUCUAAUACGUUCGAUGAUCACACAGUAUUUAUUUUUGAUAUGGAUGAUAAAUUAGGAAUUUCUGAAAUGUGUUUUUAUAAAUACAUUAAAGAUGCAUUAAAAUGAUCGUUGAUCGAUCUGAUACAUUUAUACACUGAUCAUAGAUAAUGAAAUUGCGUUGCAUAUUAAAAUCUCUCAUAAAUAAAAAACAAAAUUGAGAAUUAUAAAUUUUCUCUUUUAAUCCAUGUAACAAGAAAAUUAUGUGAAUUUUGUACUUAAAACUCAGAUUAAUGCAAAUCUUUUUUAAAUAAAAAAAACCAUUCACAUUACUUAAAUUAAAGAAGAGAAAUUUAAUGACAAGUGUUUCUAGAAUUCCAGAAUUACAAACUUUUAUAUCAUAAAUUAAACUGAUCGAAUUUUUUCAUAAUAAUAAAAAAAUAAUUCACAAUAUUCUUUUCUGCGAUCGAUGACCCAUUGUUUUUUCAAACAAACAAGAAAAGAAAAUUUUUGCUCUUACACUGAUCGUUGUACUUUCAACUUCCUUUUAAUAUCCCCAUUUCGCCCACUCUUUAAGUAUUCUUAUCGCCAAAAAGUUCGUCAUUGCAUACGUAAUAAACGGAUUUUGUCAAAGAAAGAACUUAUCAAAGCCAAAGCCAAUUUAAUCGGAAAAAGUCAAGCUGCAUACCAUUCCUCCAUCGACCAUCUAUCUUCUAAUCAGAUCGAACGAAUCGAAUGGAAAUGUACCUUCCGAAAGAAUUUUCGUAUCGAUCUAUUCCACGUGUAAUCAAAUACAUAAUCAUCGAUACCGUUGACUGGCGGCGUAUAUCACGGAUAAGGUGCCAAACGAUAAUAAUUAUGUACCAAUGCCCCCCACUGUCAGCCAACGAUUGAAAACGAGCUCGUGUUUUUCAGCUAGUGGCAUUGAGGCCAGUAGUCUGUCGAUAACAACGCGAGUCCGCGAGCGAAAGUCCAAAGCGAAUUCGCUCGGCUUCUCUUCCUCGUUUCGCUCUCUCGAUCCUCAAACACGAACUUGUCACCUCUUCGAGUCGCGAAACAUGCCGAAAGAAGUUCAAACGUUCGAUUAUCUCGUUAAAAAUCUUCAAAUUUUCCAAAUUCAAUGACAAUACGCGGGUUUUUUCUCGAUUUUGAGAAUUUCCCUCCUUGAAAUUGUAUAUCUUAGCGCGAAAUAGAUUCGCGUGAAAAAUGAAAGCGCGCGAUCGUACGUGAAUUUUACUCCCGGAGAAAAAGUUUUCCAAUUAUCGUGAAUAAUCGAUCCAUGUUGUGGUUGUGGUAUGAAUGGACAAUGAAUCUCGAAAGUGGCUCGUGAAACUUUGUGAAACUUUGCGAAUUGAACGAGUUUGGAAAAAUUUGUGACAAACAGGGAGAUCAGAUGAGAUUUGAGAGUCAAGAGAGUGUGCUUUCGACAUGUUUUGGA
This is a messenger RNA of Apis mellifera (honey bee), 7229 nucleotides long. RefSeq names its product ATP-binding cassette sub-family C member Sur (gene Sur). Gene Ontology annotation, cellular component: membrane. Lineage: Eukaryota; Metazoa; Arthropoda; Insecta; Hymenoptera; Apidae. Gene Ontology annotation, molecular function: ATP hydrolysis activity; ATP binding; ABC-type transporter activity. The coding region runs from base 438 to 5750 and encodes 1770 amino acids. Gene Ontology annotation, biological process: transmembrane transport. The transcript is spliced from 32 exons. The record is from RefSeq and is a predicted model, not a curated record.